Messenger RNA from Exaiptasia diaphana, 1561 nucleotides. Its product is annotated as alpha-parvin. The transcript is spliced from 13 exons. Lineage: Eukaryota; Metazoa; Cnidaria; Anthozoa; Actiniaria; Aiptasiidae. Gene Ontology annotation, biological process: substrate adhesion-dependent cell spreading; actin cytoskeleton organization; cell projection assembly. The coding region runs from base 1 to 1128 and encodes 375 amino acids. Gene Ontology annotation, molecular function: actin binding. Gene Ontology annotation, cellular component: cytoplasm; focal adhesion; actin cytoskeleton. The record is from RefSeq and is a predicted model, not a curated record.
AUGGCGACCAGUCCGAGAACUCCAACUACACCAGCUACUCCUUCUUCUCCCACUGGAACACUUAAAAGAGACAAUUCAAAAAAAGAUGCCGGGGUUUUUGGAUGGAUGGGUACUCUAUCUCGACGAAAGAAAGGCGAAACCGAAGUAAAUCAGUUAGAGAAUGAAGGGAAAUUUGCAAUCGAGUCACCAACCACCCCAAUUCACAUGAUCCCCCCUGAUACAUACGACAUGGAGGAAGGUGAAGUACGCUCAAUGAUAGAACCAGGAUCACUUGAAGACCCUAAAGUCCAUCAGCUCAAAGUGGUUCUUUUGGAGUGGUUAAAUGAAGUAUUGGCAGAUAAAAGAAUUGUUGUACGUGAUGUCGAAGAAGAUCUGUAUGAUGGUCUGAUAUUAUCACAUCUUAUGGAGAAGUUAGCUGAUAUUGUGCUACAAGAAUUUAAAGAAGUCAAUCAAACAGUAGAGGUUCAGCAAGCAAAGUUGUCUGUUCUUCUCAACGAAAUCAAUAAAACAAUAAGAGUUCCACAACACAGAGCCAAAUGGACAACAGAAAAGGUCCAUUCUAAGGAUACAGUUGCAAUUCUUCAUUUACUUGUGUCGCUUGCAAAACACUACAACUGCAGACAAAAGCUGACACCUGAUGUAAAGAUAAAUACAAUGGUUGUACAGAAAAAGAAUGGGAUGUUGAUACCUCAAAGAGUAGUGGAAGAAAUCACAGGACCAGAUGCUGAUAUGAUGGAUGGUAAACCUGAAAGAGAUGCCUUUGAUGCGCUUUUUGACAAUGCUCCAGAAAAACUGGGAGUAGUUAAAAAAUCUUUACAGGGAUUCGUCAACAGACAUCUGAACAAGUUGAAUCUUGAGGUUACGAAUAUAGAUACUCAGUUCCAUGAUGGGGUCUAUUUCAUCUUUUUACUUGGUCUUUUAGAAGGAUUUUUUGUUCCACUGUACCAAUUUCAUGUCACUCCAGCCAAUGAAGACCAAAAGAGACAAAAUGUUGAACUUGCUUUGGAUUUGAUGAGAGACAGUGGGCUAAAAUUUCAUGCAAAGACAGAAGAUAUCAUGAAGAGAGAUCUAAAGUCAACUUUAAGGAUUGUGUACAGUUUAUUUCAGAAGUACAAACAUCUGAAGUAGACUACAAUGCAGAAUAGGCCUGACUGUACUAUAAAAUUAAGAAAGAUACUUGAUAUGGAUAGAUGAAAUCUAAUAUUUUUCAUCCCAUCAAAGAAUUUCUCAGAAAAAAAUGAAUUGUAAAAUAAAAGUUAUUUUUGUAUUUUYAUCUUGAGGAUUUCAGAUAUUUUGUAAAUCCUAGAUAAUCUAAAACUAAAAAUCACCAGCUGUGCAAUGUAUUAUACAGUGUGCCUCUGAAGAUUUGAAUUCCCUGAAAAAUGAAGGAUGUGAGAGAAAAAAACCCUGAUAAAUAAAAGAAGUAGAGGGAUUAAUAAAUAAAAGGUCAAAAAGGGAUACAAAAUUGGAUAAAGUUCCAAGUACAAAACUAAGCUAUUUUUUACAGAUUAUUAAAACAAACUUAAGUAUAUUUUUUCGUAUUAAAAGGAUCCAUUAUAAA